AUGGAGAUGCACCCUCCAACCAUUUACCUCUCUCCUGAGAAAAAACGGAAUCCAAUCCAUGUCCCACACACUCCAAGUACUCCAAGACGACAACAAGCACACAGACGGGCAUCUAAAAGAAGCAGCAGUGCUACUACCAACUUUGGGACUCUAUGCCAUGACCUGGGCCACAAGCCUCAGAGACAACAACGCAGAGAUGGAACUCGGAGACGGCGACCAACUUUGUCCGGCGCCAACCAUCCAAGGCCGCGUAUGCAGAGAGCACAACCUGAACCCAUAUGUGUAUAA
Messenger RNA from Pelobates cultripes (western spadefoot toad), 288 nucleotides. The record is from the annotation of a GenBank genome assembly. Lineage: Eukaryota; Metazoa; Chordata; Amphibia; Anura; Pelobatidae.